Molecule: messenger RNA, 777 nt
Organism: Phlebotomus papatasi
Lineage: Eukaryota; Metazoa; Arthropoda; Insecta; Diptera; Psychodidae
Exons: 2
Coding region: 1-777 (258 amino acids)
Biological process (GO): protein peptidyl-prolyl isomerization
Molecular function (GO): peptidyl-prolyl cis-trans isomerase activity
Source: RefSeq, a predicted model, not a curated record
AUGAGUAACACUUUUGGAUCUUUCGAAUCAAAUCAGGAAAAAAAGAAGAAAAAAUUAAAAUGUGUUGAGAAAAAGGGUAUUACCAAUAUAACUAGGCAUGAGCUUGAGCUGAGAACGAGGCAGAGGAAUAUAGAUGAGCAGAAUGAAAAAUUCCUAGGAUACUUGCUGAAAGCACAAGCCAGAGUGGAAAAUUGGUCUUCUGUGAAAAUCCCCAACAGACGUCCACGGAAGAAGACUGAGGAGGAACUUUUCCCUAACUAUCUGAUUCCUAGGGAACUUGUACCCCUUAACAAUUGUAGAAAGAACAUUUACCUGGAGUUUUGCCCAGACGACAGGGCUGUUCAGGUGUACGGAAGGCUAUCUAUAGUUCUUCUGUUUGAUGUAGCACCUAAGACUUGCAAUGUAUUUGUGGAGCACAUUACCAAGUGUGCCUUCCAGAAACCCCUUCCAGUUACGAGGAUUUUCACGGAGGUUUAUAUGGAAUUUAUGAUCCUCGAUCCAUAUAUGAAUGAUCGAUUGGACAGAAAUCCCAUCCCACUGAGUCACAGCAAUGCAGGGACCUUAUCAGCAAUGUACGUUGGGAGAAAAUUUUUUAAAGAAUCCUACGUGAGCUUUACAAUAACCUUCAAUCCCAUGCCUCAUCUCGAUGGCCAUCGUCAGGUGUUUGGGUAUGUUAUAUCUGGUGGAGAGUUACUGCGGUACAUGAGUACCCUGGGUACAAAACGAGGAUGGAAGAAGGAAGGUCUCUUUUUAAAUAAAUGUGGAUUGGUAAAAUAA